Molecule: messenger RNA, 2597 nt
Organism: Orbicella faveolata
Lineage: Eukaryota; Metazoa; Cnidaria; Anthozoa; Scleractinia; Merulinidae
Product: UDP-glucuronosyltransferase 2C1-like
Molecular function (GO): UDP-glycosyltransferase activity
Source: RefSeq, a predicted model, not a curated record
UUUCCAUUUAAUUUUGCUGCGUCAUUGCUAUAUCGCUACGAUUUACAUGUACGUCAUUUCCUUCCUCGCUUGUAUUUUGCAUAUUGCGACGAACUCUAUUUUUAUGACAAAUUUAUUAUCACUUUUCAUGAAGUCCUAAAGCUGAAAAAGACCAGUCUGGCCGAGCAAGAAGUUGUUACAUGAAAAAUAGACGUUGUGUGAAUCAGCAGUUGCAGUCAGUUCCAAAAUSAUACUUUUCAGUUUAAAGAGGAUCGAGACACUCGACCAAACCAUCACCAAACUCUACCCUUCUUUCCUCAUUCGUCCGUUGCGUGACUAUCAAAGGCUUGUGUCAGCGUUUUUGAACAAAUAUCUAUUGUCUGGAAUGAACUUCAAUCCAUCCAGCAAUAUGGCUACGUUUAGAGCGCUGGUGUGCCUUGCAAUUCUUUCAUGUUGCUCGGCUGCAAACUUUGUCAUGUUUCCCAUGUUUGGAAGAAGCCAUUAUAUGUUUUACACUAAGCUUGGUCAAGAACUGACUGAAAGAGGUCAUCAGGUAAAGAUAUAUGUAGGAGCAACGCAGAGUUACGCCGCAAAUGACUCAAUCGCCCGAGUUUACAACGACGACAAGAUCGCAGCAUUAUUCAGAAACCCACCCGAGGUCGUUUCGAGUAAUAUCAUGGCAGUGCCUGACAUAGAACAGUUGAGAUAUCUGUUGAUGUACCAGUCCUGUUACUGUGACGACUUGCUUAGCAACGCAGAGUUCAUGGAAGAAAUUAGGCAUGCAGAUCUUGUUGUUGGCGAGAUACUGUAUUUGUGUUCUGCAUUAGUUGCAGAUAAAUUUGACCUUCCACAUGUAAUCAUAUCUGCAACUAGCCUCUCCACACCCACCGGGCUUGGGUUCGGUUUACCCUCCCCUCCCUCCUAUGUGCCGCAAUGGGGUGCUUCUCUUACAAAAGAGUUGACAUUUGUGGACAGAGUGAAGAACGUGAUACAAUGGCUGUUAUUGUACGUGCAUUACAUCUACGAUUUAUGUCCGAUGUUCAACGAACUCAAGGUAAAGCAUGGCAUCACACCCAGCAAGAACAUAUAUGAAACGCUUGGGAGAGUUGAUUUGGUACUCGGUCAGAUGGAUUUCGUUUUAGAGGGCCACCCAAGACCUCUACUUCCUAACACUCGAGUGGUGGGUCCAUUCCUACCCAGUCCUCCCAAACCUCUACCAGAUGAGUUGGAUCAGUUCAUGCAGGAGGCUGGUGACGAAGGAGUGAUCUUGGUAUCCUUUGGUACGGUGGUGGGAGAACUCGAUGAAUCCUUACUGCAAAUGAUGACUGAAGCAUUUUCUAAACUGUCUCAGAAGAUUAUAUGGAAACUCACGCUGAAGGACGCAUCAAAGGUCUCAGCGAGUGAAAACGUGAAAGUUUUGUCAUGGUUACCGCAAAACGACAUUCUAGGCCAUCCCAAGACACGUCUAUUUAUAGCACACGCAGGGAUCAACGGGAUAUAUGAAUCUACGUACCACGGUGUCCCUAUGAUUUGUUCGCCGUUCUUUGGAGAUCAACCUGUUAACGCCCAAAUGGCAAAGCAAGCUGGGUUUGCUGAGGUACUGGACUUAAAGGCUACGUCAGCAGAAGAUUUUGUUAGUUUAAUUCACAAGGUGUUGACCCAACCCAGUUAUCGCGAGUCGGCGGAGCGGAUCUCAAAAUCCAUUCAGCGACUGCCGCGUCCGCCCAUCAAAGAAGCCGCUGACUGGGUGGAGUACACGCAGGCUCAAGGUGGUUUGCAGUAUCUCAGACCACGGGGCCUGGAUCUGCCGUUCUAUCAGCUCUAUCUGCUUGAUAUUUUGUUCUUGGCAUUUUUAGUCUUAGUAGUUGCUUUGUUUGUUGUCAGAUACUUGUUGAAAUCUGUAGUAAGUUGUUUGUCAAGAUCCUCAGAAAAGGAGAAGGCACACUAAAAACGAUGGAACACCCUAUUUUUUUCACUGAUAAUGUAACUAGACAGUCCUUUGAACUUUCUAGAACUUAGAAGAAUAGUUUUGAUUUUUAGACCCUGAGAAACAAAGAAAAAUUACGGGCAUACGUGCCUCAUUGUACUCAAUUAGUUUAGCCCAAUGACUAAACCUAAAUCUUCUUAGGACCGAUGCGACAAACUUACGACAGGCCCACGACAUGACUUAGGACCAUUUACACGCGCACGACAUUUUCACUUACAAAUUUCUAACAAACGGCAAACAAAUAUUUUAGUUCUCCUGCGCUUUGAAAAACCUUUCUAACAAGCUUUGCUUCAAUUUGUUCAGUACUUUUCGAGAAACGAGUCCAUGUCAAUCAGACAACAACAACUUCGUCCGCCAUUCUGACGCAAGAAAAACUUCACCCUCGUCCCCUACUCAGUAGAAAUUUGUCACAAAAUACGCCAUUUUCUAUCGAUUCCGGCUACGAAUGUCGCAGCGUUUUAAAACAUGUUUUAAAACCCUACGACAUUUUUUUGACCUACACACAACAGUCGUAAGCGAGUUGUGGGUUUGAUUUACAAGUAACAAUUCAUGUCGAAGGCCUGUCGUAAGCUUGUCGCAUGCGAGAAAGUCGUACCGUGUAAAUCGACCCCUAAAGUGGUCCAAACUUGAU